AUGUCUGCCUUACGAAGAACGCCGUCGUCCUGUCGUUAUAUCGAGCCCGGUCAUGCCAGACAUCUGGUGCCGCAGAGUCGGGAUACUCAGCCGCAGGUCCUUAGGAAACCAGGAGAUGAGUCCAGCCGGGUUGUGAGCACGUCGCGCUACGGCAAUUCAACAGUCAGCGAAGUGUCGACACAAAUCCCCGGUGCCACCGAUUCAGCUUCGCCCGCGGUGUCGGCAUCAACUCCCCAGAAGCUCACGGGAGGCCGUAUGCUGCUGAAUUCCAGAGGAGAGAAAGUCUACAUCGGAGGGUUCGCCUCGCUAUCAUUUCUACAAUUCCUUCGACGGACGAUCAGGCAGCAGAUGGGGCCCUCCCUAUUUACCGAGAACACCCGCCGCCAUGUAAUGCUCGAGGCCACCAAUCUAGAGGAUACAAAUCACAACUUUGUCGAAGAUGAAGACCAGAAACGAGCCAUGAUAGAUGUCUACUUUGCCGCUACAAACGGCAUCGUGGAUCUAUUUUCUCGAGAAGAGGUUGAAGCAUACUCGACAAUAGUGAACACUCCAAACAUCGAAAAACGCGAGUAUAUGACGGCUGCACUCGACCUCAUCGUUGCUAUUGGGGCGCAAUGCCGGGCGGCAGAUCAAUCCGACCGCCAAUAUGCCGUCAGACUCUUUUCCAGAGCCCAAAAAAUUGCUCUCGCCAGCGGACUCGAGGACCCUUGUCUUGACAUGGUCCGUUGCUUCCUGCUCAUGACCUUCUACAUGUUGGGCGCCUGUCGAAGAAACGCUGCAUUCAUGUACAUGGGAAUUGCCAGUCAAGCCGCCUCUGCGCUCGGUCUCCAUGUCACCGAGCAAUAUCGCCACUUCAAUGUUUCAGACCAAAACGUGCGGCUUCGCACCCUAAAAACCCUUCGAGUCUUGGAUGUGAUGUAUUGUUCGAUUCUCGGAAGACCUUAUUCGACGGGGGCAAUCAGGACCGACCGUGUCGCACUGAACAAUAUCGACAUCCGCACGAGCAGUCCCCGCGAAGUCACAUUGAAUGCAAGUUUCCGAGUCUGCACGAUCAUCGCAGACAUUACACAGCGGCUUGAUUGUGACGGAUCCAUUAGUCUGGGUGCCGCCCAAGAGUUCCUCAAACGCCUCCAAGAGUGGAGCCUCAGUCUUCCCGAUGAUAUGCGACAGUUUAAGAAGCCAAUUGCCCAGCUCUUGACGCUGCCUGAGCAGGAACAAAUGAUCGGAAACAUCCAUGUCUCUUGCGUCUAUUAUUUUGCGGUGAUGCUCGUCACCCGACCCUUCUUGAUCUCACAUCUGAUGCAUCAAAUGACUGGGAUCGCUGGCGAAGGGUCUGACACAAUGGCCACAUCCGGAACGCAGGCGGAUGUGCUUGAUGUGGCCCAGGCCUGCAUUGACUCGGCGAUGCUGAUGGCCAACGUCUGCUACGAAGCCCUGCAAUCUAGUAUCCUACUCAAGCAGAUGUGCAUAAUGAAGGCAUGGGUCUUCGCCGCUGGUCUGGUUCUAGGAUUCUCCAUGUUCGCUUUGAGCGAAUCGCGGUUCGACAUGGACGACUCGUUCAACAACGCACGCGAGGUCCUCCGGCAUCUGUCCCUUCAAAGCCCUCAGGCGGAACAUUACUAUGAGAUCCUCAGCGGCUUCGCUGAUGUCAUCCUACGACAUCGCCAACAUCUCUCCCGCGAAAAGCGCCGGUUUAAGAACAAAUAUGUCGACCAGAUCCUAACUUUGAAUGUCAGUCCGAGUGCCGGCGGGUCGCAGUCGACCUCCUCUCCACGAACGCCACUGUCCACCGAACGCAACCUUGGAGUGGUAGACUCUGCGGUAGCAGGUGGAAGUGUAAUAGGAGGAGGUGAUGGCGGUCUCGGGAGUGAGUUUGAUCUGAAUGAGCAGCUGCAAAUGACCGAUUACGGCCAAUGGCCUCUGGAAAACGGCGGUGGCUUCGACUUUGGCAUGUUUGGCUGGGACAACUUUGCAAUGCAAAUCUCCGAGAACUUCUCCCUUGACAACGAGGCAGCCUGGGGCGUCACUUGA
Messenger RNA from Fonsecaea nubica, 2031 nucleotides. RefSeq lists its product as hypothetical. The record is from RefSeq and is a predicted model, not a curated record. Gene Ontology annotation, biological process: positive regulation of transcription from RNA polymerase II promoter by galactose; DNA-templated transcription. Gene Ontology annotation, molecular function: DNA-binding transcription factor activity, RNA polymerase II-specific; zinc ion binding; RNA polymerase II cis-regulatory region sequence-specific DNA binding. Bases 1 to 2031 code for a protein of 676 amino acids. The transcript has 6 exons. Gene Ontology annotation, cellular component: nucleus. Lineage: Eukaryota; Fungi; Ascomycota; Eurotiomycetes; Chaetothyriales; Herpotrichiellaceae.